AUGGCACAUUUACCACCGAAUAUCAAUUUUGACAGCCAUGAGCGGGAAGCUAUGGCUAAUUUCGUCGGCCAAAACGUCUAUUCUACCAGAGCUACCACUUUUGGAUACGCGAAUCUACAAAUUUAUAACAGCGAGGCUGCAGCCAGGUUGCGCCUCACCGAAGAAAUGUUCACUAUACAUGACACUGUGGCGGCAGAUAUAAAUUGCUAUAGGCUUCAUUCAUCAUUUAUCAAGAUUAGCGGUAGAUUCGGUAUCAUUAUCUGCGAACCUGGUAUGAUUGGCUCUAUGGUUCAUCUCAACGCCGUUGAUGAAAGGAUUAUCCUGAAACCCGAGUGUAGAAUUGGCAACAAUGUUUAUAUUGGUCCUGGUGUAGUGAUUGGACUUAGUGUACAUGUCUGCGAAAAUGUCCGGAUCGUGGGCAGCACAGAGAUCAACAGCCAUACAAGCGUGGGACAAGGCGUGUCGAUGGACUGGAAUGUACGCAUUGGCGUAAAUGUAGUGAUUGGACAUGAUGUCAUAAUCGGAAAGAAUGUUGUAAUUGAAGCAUCAGCAAUUAUUGAAAUGGGUGUUGUAAUUGAGAAUGAUGUACGCAUUGGAGCUUGUGCAAAGAUCUUGAGGAAUAAGAGAAUAAGGGCUGGUACGAGAGUUGAAGAGAAUUCUACAUACGGCCUUUAA
Messenger RNA from Botrytis deweyae, 675 nucleotides. RefSeq lists its product as uncharacterized. NCBI's taxonomy places the organism in Eukaryota, Fungi, Ascomycota, Leotiomycetes, Helotiales, Sclerotiniaceae. The transcript has 2 exons. The record is from RefSeq and is a predicted model, not a curated record. Bases 1 to 675 code for a protein of 224 amino acids.